This is a messenger RNA of Peromyscus leucopus (white-footed mouse), 4647 nucleotides long. It is a transcript of the gene Slc25a36, whose product is annotated as solute carrier family 25 member 36. NCBI's taxonomy places the organism in Eukaryota, Metazoa, Chordata, Mammalia, Rodentia, Cricetidae. The record is from RefSeq and is a predicted model, not a curated record. Gene Ontology annotation, cellular component: mitochondrion. The coding region runs from base 234 to 1169 and encodes 311 amino acids. The transcript has 7 exons. Gene Ontology annotation, biological process: pyrimidine nucleotide import into mitochondrion. Gene Ontology annotation, molecular function: pyrimidine nucleotide transmembrane transporter activity.
GACCAAUAGGAGCUUCUGUUUAUGUAGGGACGUCCGACUCCUCGGGACUCGGGCUGCGCAGUCUGGCGGAGGUCGCUGAAGCAGGAACGCCGCCGGGAGGGUCCGCCGGUGGCCUUCCGUCGCUGCGGCUCCGCCCGCUCCCCCGGCGUCCCCUCUCGGCCCACGCCUCUGACUGUGGCGGGCUGCUGAGUCCGCGUCCCGCCUCUGCGCCCGGAGGACAUGCAGAAGAGAGAAUGAGCCAGAGGGACACGCUGGUGCAUCUCUUCGCCGGGGGAUGUGGUGGUACAGUGGGAGCUAUUCUGACAUGUCCACUGGAAGUUGUCAAAACACGGUUACAGUCCUCCUCUGUGACACUCUACAUCUCUGAAGUUCAGCUGCACACCAUGGCUGGAGCCAGUGUCAACCGAGUCGUGUCCCCCGGACCCCUGCAUUGUCUAAAAGUUAUCCUGGAAAAAGAGGGUCCUCGCUCAUUGUUUAGAGGAUUGGGCCCCAAUUUAGUGGGGGUGGCCCCCUCCAGAGCAAUAUACUUUGCUGCCUAUUCAAACUGCAAGGAAAAGCUGAAUGAUGUUUUUGAUCCUGAUUCUACCCAAGUACACAUGAUUUCAGCUGCAAUGGCAGGUUUUACUGCAAUCACUGCAACAAACCCCAUUUGGCUUAUAAAGACUCGGCUACAGCUUGAUGCAAGGAAUCGUGGGGAAAAGCAAAUGGGUGCAUUUGAAUGUGUUCGUAAAGUAUAUCAGACAGAUGGACUAAGAGGAUUUUAUAGAGGCAUGUCUGCCUCAUAUGCCGGCAUAUCAGAGACAGUUAUCCAUUUUGUUAUUUAUGAAAGUAUAAAGCAAAAACUACUGGAAUGUAAGACUGCUUCUAUGAUGGAAAGUGAUGAGGAGUCUGUGAAAGAAGCAUCAGAUUUUGUGAGAAUGAUGUUAGCUGCUGCCACCUCAAAAACCUGUGCCACAACCCUAGCAUAUCCACAUGAAGUUGUAAGAACAAGACUACGUGAAGAAGGAACAAAAUACAGAUCUUUUUUUCAGACACUGUCUUUGAUUGUUCAAGAAGAAGGUUAUGGGUCUCUUUACCGUGGUCUAACAACUCAUCUGGUGAGACAGAUUCCAAACACAGCCAUUAUGAUGGCCACCUAUGAAUUGGUGGUCUACCUACUCAAUGGAUAACAACAUGGGCUGCCAUGUUACAGCGCAGGAAGACCAAAAGACGACAGUGGACCAUGGAAUCUUGAAGCCAGCACGGUGGACAGGAGACAGUAGUUUGGAAACAUCCAACUACUAUGGCUGAGUGGAAGUUUGGUUGUAGGAAGUAAAAUACUACACUACAUUAGUCUUUCAGGGAAGAAACCCUGGGCCACCUGUAAGAGAAUGCUUUGAAAAGCGUUCCUUUUCCAAAAUUGCCAUUUUCUCUACCAUUGUUUACCAACAUUGGUUUUGUUUUGUUUUUUUAUUGAUUUAUGACAUUCAGAAUAUAGUGUUAAUUCCAUGAGUAUUCUUUCAGGCUUCUAAACAAAGUCAUCUCUAAGUAUGUAUCCAAAGGUGGUAGUGACAAUUACAAAUGUCCAACUUGACAUCUGUGAUACUGUAAAUACCAUUUCCCUGAGAGGGCCCUGCCUGGUACAAUGUUUUAAGUUAUUUGUCAUCAAUAGUGUAUUUUGACAGCCAGUGAAAUAUUAUCUAAAUACUACAUGUAUUUUCAUCAUUAAAAUGUUUUGGUUACAGCUAAAAUUAUUAAUGUGAACUUCAAAUUAACAUCAAAUAUGCAUGGUUAAUGUUGGGACUAUAAAUAAGCUAGUGGAUACUGACUCGGUGACUUAGAGUAUAUCAUCAUGCCUUCUCCAGUUACAUAAUGCAUGAAUAGAGCCAUAAUGUGAUUAUCACCUUUUCAUACCCACCUAUUAUUUACUUUAAAAGUAGAAAAGUUAAUGAUGAGUCUCUUCUACUUACUUACACACUGAGAAUUUUAACCUUUAAAUUAUUUCCACAUCUGUAUAGAUUAUUUUUAGUUGGUAGAGAAAAUGGUAAUUUUGCACUUUUGCCCUCUAUAGGUUCCUUGAAGUGAUAACUAAUAUUUAGGACAAUAUAAAUAUUACAGAAAGAGGUCCUCAGCUGUGCGAUGCAGCGAAUCUUAGUUGGCCAAGAGUCUGUCACUGAGUGUGCUGCACUGGACAAAUUUACUCUGUCCUAGUUUCCUGAAUGCUCUAUCAUAAAGUCAGGCUAAUUUUAGUUCAGUGCGUUAACAGGAUAUAGUUUUUAAAUUUUGCUAUUGAGUCAGCGACACCUUUUAACACUUAAUUGUAUUCUGUAUGGCCAUUAUGAAGGUGUUUGCUGGAAUACUGUAGAUUUCCAGUGGAUGUUGCUCUACUGGUAUAUAAAACUUCCACAGUUAAACUCCACUGUGGUACUCAUCAGUGUCCCUUAACCUUACAUUUUUGUGCAAUGGCUUUCUCAAUUCAGAAUGACUGUGUGAAUGCACUUUGUGGCCUUUUAAGAGGGUAAGAAUUAGGAGAGGAUUCAUGUUCAUUUUUUUAACAUUGUUAUAUAUUAGGCAGAAACAGUAUUCAUAAUAUUUUUCUGGAUUUUUAGAUAUGUUUUGGAGAUCUUAUAGUAUUUUAAGUGUGCUGUGUACUGUGUAAUGCCACAAUAUUAUGGAAAAAGCCACAUGCCAUUGAAAGCUUUCUCUGCUGUCACAAAUGAAGUUUAAUGCCCUCUUAAAUUUCUCACCUUGACUUCUUUGUAAUCAAUAACUGGAUGUUUUUGAGGUGCUCAAUUGGAAUUUAUAAUAUUCCAGUCUAUUUGGAGACCAAAGGCAAGUUCAGAUUGUUAUCUUUGGAAUUACUGCAGCUUUGACAUUUAUUACAUGGAACAUACCAAAAAUAAAUCCUCACCUGGGGGUUUAACUUAAAUCUGUAGAGAAGGUCUCAGACUAGAGCGAUUAUUGCCUCUUCAGGUGCCAUUGAUACUGCCUAAUACAGUGCCAUUUGCUCUGUGAAGAUCCAUAACUCUUAGUUGUGUUGUGUAACUCAGGUUCUCCUGAGUUACAGAGAUCUCAGAUGGUGAAGAGUGGCAAGAAAACCAGCAGCUAAGGAACAGCUUGUGUAGUUGGAGCAAAUCCAUAAUAAGUGUCCUUCAAGGAUGAACAUGUAUUAUUCUGUAUUUUGCAAAAACAUACCAUUAACCUCUAGUGCGUUGUGCCCAGCUUUUAAAGUGUUGGUGUGUGUUCUGCAGGAAAGUGGGUGGUUAGAGUCUUAGUACUGACUUGGAAAGCAAUCCUUGGAAAGGAGCAGUGAGGUCUGUUUUGUUUUUAUCCUUAGUACUGUCUCCAUAGUUUAUGACAGAUAAUUUAAAAAAAAAAACCAUAUAUAUGUGUUACAUAUAGUUUGUCUUUAAAGUGUUUCUUUGAAGAUUUUCUUAAGUCAAUUGUAAUGUUUAAAAAGCUGUGCAUACUCAGAGCAUUGUUUUUUAAAAACAGUUUCCAAUCAGAUAAUCUUCUAAAAAGGUCUUAGAGAGCUAGUGUGUACCUUGUUGUAUACUUCUGUUACGGUCUUCUCAGGAAACUGGACUUAGUCAGGCGGAGCAAUAGCUACUAGAAGCAGACCCUCACACAGCAGGAACUCGGCUGCUGCUGUGCCUCAGAGGCUUGAGCUGUGGCUGUUCCAGGUGUUGAGUUGCUGAGCUGUGGGGAUACCAUACAGUGCUUUAAACUUCCAAUGAAUGACCUACCACCAAACUUCUGUCUUUGUUUUCUGUUUGUUUUGUGAUAGGGUCUCUUGUUGUUCAAGAUGACCUUGAACUCUGGAUUCUCCGACCUCUGCCUACUAAGUGCUGGCAUUACAGACCCACCCCUUCAGGCUCAACAAAUCUGUCCCAGUUUUCAUUAUGUGACUGUAGAACCAGCCGGAUUCACCAGAGGGGGCUCAAGCUGGCUUGUAAUUCUGAAACCAUGGCAGCAUCAUUAGGUCAUUUAGCCCGGCCUUUUGUCUCCUAAACCUGGACGUCUCCUUGUUAGGAUGAGCACAAUUUGGGGUGUUCACUAAAGUGGCUUUUUUGAAAGUCACCACGAAAUAGUAGUUUCAAUCUGAAGAACUUAAGUGGUAGGAAUCAAUCUCCCAUUUCUCUAAGGACUUUGUUCAUACCUCUCGGUUUACAUGCUCUUCUGUCCAAACUGCUAGUGUUAAAUAGGGACCCCUGUAGGGCUAAUACAUAGCUCCUUUAUCCUCAUUGAUCAUGACUUUUAACAUUCCUAAGAAGAUAGAUAGAUCUGAUUUAAAUGGGACAGAAUUUUACCAUAUGAAAUGAAGUAUGCUUUCUGCCCCCUCAUAUACCUUCUCUGCCGUAACUUUGUUUCUCCUUAAUUGUACCUUGAUUUUUAUGAUACCCAUUUUAGAAACUAAAAGUCUAAUUCUGCUCAGUUAUGUUGAACUUUUUGAAUGUACCCCAGUGGAUGUGAAUUAAAUUAUACCGAUCACUCAUCGUUUAGUCAGCUUUAAAAGAGCUGAUGAGUUUUGCCCUUUCAUAUGAGUGUUGCUGUUGUUGCAUUUUUGUACAUGGCUGCAGAUGAUGUGCAUUUAUUCUGUAUUUAUGUUAACUAGCUGACUUGUACUUGAAUUAAAAUUCAAAAAAUUAAAAUGCUUUUGAAAAUGUG